Molecule: messenger RNA, 1879 nt
Organism: Lucilia cuprina (Australian sheep blowfly)
Lineage: Eukaryota; Metazoa; Arthropoda; Insecta; Diptera; Calliphoridae
Product: beclin-1-like protein A
Exons: 6
Coding region: 416-1879 (487 amino acids)
Biological process (GO): adenylate cyclase-modulating G protein-coupled receptor signaling pathway
Cellular component (GO): plasma membrane
Molecular function (GO): G protein-coupled peptide receptor activity
Source: RefSeq, a predicted model, not a curated record
UGAAAUGAAAACAACAUAUUGUUGAUUUGCCGCUAGCGAUAAACAAAAAAACAAAAAAAUUCACAAAUAUUAUGAAAGCAAGAAAAUGAAACUGUAAAGAAUGUAAUAGAACAGAUAAUUUGUGAAUGCAACAAAUAAGACAAGAAAGAUUUCAUCUUGGAAGGAAAAAAAGAGAUUUUGUUAUUUUUAUACACAAAAAAAACCUAAGGAAAAUAACAAGAAAAUCCUCUGUAAAGUUGAGCGGAAUUCAAAUUUGUAAGACAAAAAAAAAGCCGUAACCUAUUUUUAUGCUGAAAAUCUAUGUGGAUUUAUUUUACCUCCACCCCGCAACUCCCUAAACCCCACCAAAAAUAAACAAUAAAAUCCAACUCGCAUUUUAAUUUAUACAAAUGUUACAAACAACUAUAAAAACAACAUGACAAUGGCAUUUUCAACAGACAGCCUUAAUGGUAUUAACGUAAAUUCAAUCGCAACAACAGCCACAGCAACAAAACAACAAAUGAACAAUAAUGAUUUAAAUCUGGACAAAAUUUUACGAGCAACAGCCUCGGCAACAGUGAAAUUUCUCCUGAAAAGAAAUGCCCCAACAGAUAACAACAGCAAUAAUGUUAAUACGCAACAAAAUGAUGUUAUAGUCCAUGGUGAUGAUGAACAUGCUUAUGAUGGCAAAACUGAAUAUGCAACAACAGCCGCCAAUAAUCUUUCAGCUACAAUAACAUCGAUACGUUCCAAUGUUAACAAAGUUUUGUAUAUGUAUUUUCAAAAUAAAACUGCUGCAGCAGCUGAUAAUGAUGCUUUUGUUAACAAAUCGAAUAAGGCAGUUGACUAUGAUGAUCCCAAUGUAAAUUUGACACGAUUGUCCAUAAAUGAAAAUCCUCUAGCUACAAACUCUACGGCCCUGUCAAGAAUAGCAACAAAAAUAACUUCUCAUAUUUUACAAAAUUCCACCCACAACAAUAGUAAUCUAAACCACAUAACAGCAGCUGCAACAACAAUAACAACAACGACAGCAACAACACCUUUAAACAACAGUAAUAAUUUUAAUCAAGAACAAGAACAACAUAACAGCAACGUGAUAGUAACAACAAUGACCCACUUAAAUGAGUUUCUAAAUGCCACCACAACAACAGCAAUGCCCUCUAAUACCACAUCAAGCAUUUUAGAAACAACAAUAACACAAGCAGCAACAACAACAACAGCAAAUGCUACAAUAACACCAAGCAUAACAUAUCCUAGUAUAGCAAUUAAUAGUUACGAAAAUUGUUCAGCUCUAUUUGCCAACUAUACACAACCACAACAAGGUUUAUUUUGCAACUGGGUGUGGGAUAGAUAUCUAUGUUGGCCUCCCACACCGGCUGGUGUUUUGGCGCGUAUGAAUUGUCCUUCGGGUUUUCAUGGUGUCGAUGAGAAAAAAUUUGCACAGCGUCAGUGUGAAAUAAAUGGUCAUUGGGGUAGUAAACCGAAUGAUACUUAUAAUCCUAUUGGUUGGACUGAUUAUAAUCCCUGUUGGAAACAGGAAGUUAAAACUUUAAUGGAUAAAGUUUCAAAUUUGGAGCUUGUACUUGAAAUAGCAAGACGUACACGUACCUUGGAAAUCGUUGGCCUUAUCUUGUCUCUGGUGGCUUUAAUUAUAUCCUUAAUUAUAUUUUGUAAUUUUCGUUCAUUACGCAAUAAUCGCACUAAAAUCCAUAAGAAUUUAUUUAUGGCCAUGGUCCUGCAAGUUGUGAUACGUUUGACAUUGUAUUUAGAUCAGGCAUAUCGGCGUGAUAGCCAGGAGACGACUAGUAAUAAUAGUAUGUCGGGUAUUGAGAAUACGACCCCUGUUAAAAUUAUGAAAUAUAACCAAGUGAUGACUAAACUCUAUAUAGUAUUUAAAUAA